CUAUAUUGAUCUUCUAUUACUCUCCCGCUCGAACUUUUGAACACAUUCAAAAGUGAAGGCAAUCGAUUAGAUUCCUCCGGCGACACACCGUUACUCACUCAAAUCUACGCCGCCAAUUCACCUUUUCCGUCAUAUGAAUUGAGAUACUGGCCGAAGCUUAUCGUUUUAUACGGAAAAAAACGAACUCGUGCAAGUUUCGUCUACCAUGCCUCACUCCACAGAGGAAGACGAAAUGCCUGGCCGGAAUUUGUUGAAGGAGAAAAUUGCUAGGGUUCUCGACGAAGCUCGAGCUUCUCAGGCGACACAUAAUCGAAAGCUCAAAGAAUUGUUGAAUCUCUUACGGUCAUCGGCUUCUGCUCCGGACGCGUUCUUUGCGGCAUUUUCGGAAGCAUUAACUCCUCUAUUUGACUUCGGUCGCAGGAGUGCUUCUGCCGAACGAAUUAUCAGAUUUGUUUCCGUUUUCUCCACUUUUCGCUCUGACAAGGAUACCAAUUCAUCGCUCACUGAUGACUUCUUGGAGCGGUUUUUGAGGUUCCUGCUUGUGGCUUCUGGGGCGGCCAACAAGAAUGCUAGACUAAAAGCCUGCCAGAUAGUUUCUGAGAUCAUAAUGCGGUUGCCAGAUGAUGCUGAAGUCAGUGAUGAACUGUGGGAUGAGGUUAUAGACUGUAUGAAGGUUCGUGUAAAUGACAAGAUCCCUGCAGUUCGUGCAUUUGCUGUUAGGGCUCUUUCGCGCUUUCUGAAUGAUUCAGAUAAUAGUGAUGUUCUAGAAUUGUUCAUUCAGAAACUGUCUCUCGAACAGAAUACGGAUGUUCGUAGGACGAUAGUGUUAUCAUUGCCUCCUUCGAAUGCAACUUUAGCUGCAGUUAUUGAUUGCACAUUGGAUGUUAGUGAAUCGGUACGCAAGGCAGCUUACUGUGUUCUUGCGAGCAAAUUCCCACUGCAGAGUCUUAGCAUCAAGCUUAGGACAAUUAUUCUCCAAAGGGGACUUGCUGAUCGCUCCACUGCUGUUGUAAAGGAGUGUUUUAAUCUGAUGAAGGAUGAGUGGCUUGUUAAAUUUUGCAAUGAUGACCCCAUUGAACUUCUUAAAUAUCUUGAUGUUGAAACCUAUGAGGCGGUUGGUGAGUCUGUUAUGGGCGCUCUUCUAAAAGGAGGACUGGUAAAGUUAGAAGACAUUCAUGGCCUUCGUCAGUACAUAACAUCAAAGUGUGACUCAACAGAAGGACAUUGUGGCAACAAUUUUCGGCUAAUGGAACCUGAAGUUUCUCUGUAUUGGAGAACAGUCUGUAAACAUCUCCAAAUACAAGCACAAGCAAAGGGCUCUAAUGCGGCUUCAGCAACUGGAACUGAAUCUGCUGUAUAUGCAGCUGAAGCAACAGACACCAAUGAUCUUCUUGACCAAGUUCUUCCAGCUUCCAUUACGGAAUAUGUUGAAUUAGUCAAAUUUCAUCUUGUUGCUGGACCAAACUAUCGAUUUGCAUGUCGCCAGCUACUAUUGCUUGGUGCCAUGCUUGAUUUUUCUGAUGCAACAAACAGAAAGGUUGCUGGUGAGUUGGUGCAAGAGUUGCUGCAAAAGCCUCUUGAUCAUGAACUGGAUGAAAAUGGAAAUGAGGUUGUCAUUGGAGAUGGCAUUAAUCUAGGUGGAGACAAGGAUUGGGCUGCUGCCGUGUCACAGUUUGUCAGACAGGUUCAUGCUGCACCUGGUGAAUUUGAAGAAGUGGUAUUGGGCAUUCUGUCGGUGUUGGCUCAGCCUUGCAGAGAGAGAACAGCAGAUUAUAAACAGUGGGUCCAAUGUCUUGCAGUAGCUGGCCUUCUCUUAGAAAGUGCACAGUCAUAUAGUUUGAUGCAGGGAAAAGCAAUUGAACCUGUUGAAAUUCUGCACUCUUUAUUGCUUCCUGGGACCAAGCAUGCACAUGUUGAUGUCCAGAGGGCUGCAAUAAGAUGCCUUGGCCUUUUUGGAUUGCUGGAGAGGAAACCUAGUGAAGAUUUGGUUAAGCAGUUAAGGUCUUCUUAUGUUAAAGGUCCAUUACCAAUUACGAUUAUGGCUAGCAUGGCGUUGCUUGAUCUUGGACUUUGGCAUGGUCCUCAAAAAAUUGACAAAGCCAUCAAUCAAGACCUAAGAUCAGAACUUAAAGAUAAUAAAAACGGUUUCAAUUCUGUUAAUUGGUGUGAUCUUAGUGGCCUUCUGGAUCAUGAGCUGCUUGAUUUAUUAUAUGCUGGAAUUGAGAUAAAUGGCACUGGUGACUUUGUUGAGAGUGACGAGGUUGAGUCUGUUCAAGCUGUUAUUGCGGAAGGUUUUGCAAAGAUACUUUUGCUGAGUGAAGAAUAUCCAGAUAUACAUGCAUCAGCCCAUUCUUUGUUAGCAAAGGUCAUUUGCCUGUAUUUCCACAGUGAUAAUGGUGAACUAUUAAGGUUGAAACAGUGUCUAUCCGUAUUCUUUGAGCAUUAUCCUUCUCUUUCGACGAAUCACAAGAAAUUUUUGUCAAAGGCUUUUAUUCCAGUUAUGCGCUCCUUGUGGCCAGGCAUCAACGAGAAUACAAAAAGGAGUACUGCUGCGGUGGCAGAAAUGCGAAAGCGUGCUACCCAAGCAUCGCGUUUUAUGUUGCAGAUGAUGCAAGCUCCAUUGUAUAAAAAGGACAAUGCACCUGAAGAUGGAGUUGGCAUUGAGAAUUCAAAAGAUGGUUUUACUGAUUUUGAGAGUGGAGAGGAAGGACUUGCGAUACGUAUAGCUGCAGAGGUUGCAGGUUUUCGCUCCAAUAAGUCAGCUGCUGAGAAAUCCUAUGUCGUAGCACUUUGCAGAAUACUUGUCUUACUUUGUUGCAAUUUGUCCCAAGACUCAGAACAAGUGCCAAUAAAGUUGUUGCGGCUGCUUUUGAAUUGUGUAGCUCAAUCUAUGGUAUCCGAAAGAGAGCUAAUUAAGGAGCUUAACAUGAUGGGAGGGCGGUUAAAGGCAGUUGACAAAUGUCCCGAUGAGAAGUUGUCCACCAAUGAGGCCAAUCUUAUUUUGGGGAAGCUGGACCUUGAAAUGAACUUUGAAGAAGUUGAAUCCGCUGAGGUUCCACCUACUCCAGUGUCUCGAUCAGUUAGGGCGCCUCGUGGACGCAGACGAGCCAAACUGGGAGAAGAAUCCUCUUCUGAUAGUGAAUCAUCACCAACUUCAGUUGUCCCUGCAGGUUGCAGCACCACAAGGACGCGAUCCCAGAGAGCAAGCAAGACAGCAGCCUUGUCCAAGAUGACUGCAAAUCAUGCGACGAUUGACGAGGAGGACGAGGCAGAGGAUGAAAAUGGAGAGGACUCCGAUUCUGCAGUAACAUCUGAAGAUGACUCUGAGAAAAUGUGAUAGACAAACAGAAAGAUUUGAAAGAACAGAUGUAUGCUGUGGAUACCAGGUUAUGUGUUGUACACUGAGGAAUGUCCUGCAUUUUGUGCACCUCGUACAAGUAGUACAUGUUCAUUAGCCAACUUUAGAUAUAUUCUGCACUGAUUUUACUAAUCAGUCUCAACGCAUUCGAGCGACUUCUUUUGUUGCUGACAUUACAGCAGAAAGGUUUGUAAUCUUUUGUUACGAUAAUUAUGGUGCUGUAUAAUGAUAACGAAAAUGAAGGGUUAUGUUUUCCUAAGCUGCUUUAUUGUGAGCC
Oldenlandia corymbosa var. corymbosa is the source of this 3635-nucleotide messenger RNA. The record is from the annotation of a GenBank genome assembly. Lineage: Eukaryota; Viridiplantae; Streptophyta; Magnoliopsida; Gentianales; Rubiaceae.